UUAAAAAAGGGCCACAAAAACCAUCCACGUAUAGUAUGCUAUGUGGUAGUUAGAAUGGUAGGUAUACACGCAAUUAAUUGUCCCUUAAAAUAUUCUAUCUACAAAAAAUAAAAAAUAAAAUUUUUAGUAAAAUAUAACUAAACUAGCUAGCUACUGGCAUCAGUCCAUGGGACAAAGAUGAGGUGGUGAGACAGACGAAAAUGCAGAUGCUCCUGUUAGAGAUGUUUUGACUGAUACUUAAAAGAACGAAGUUUUUGGAAUGCGACUACUUUGCAGCCAUCAAGAAAGAAAAGGAGAUUACAAGUGGAGACAAAUGAUAGUAAUGAAAAUGAGAAAGCUGCUUUAGAUUUAAAUAUAGAUGGAAAUCACGAAUCAGAUGAAAAUAACCAGAAUGGAGAAACUUUCACAAGAGAAAGAUGCGUCGUUUCUAGGCUGAGGGAAGAAAAUGAUCCAAGUGAUAUAGAAAUAAACGCUGGCCCUUCGAAAUGAAAAUUAUAUCGUUCAAGAAGAGUCUGAUAAUGACAGCGAUGUUACAAGAUGUGAAGGUCCUGAAAUUGGUGACUAUGUGCUAGCACGAUUCUCUUCUUCGAAAGGAAAGAAAAUGUAUAGAUACGUUUGCGUGAAGAUGUCUGCGAAGAAAGGAAAAUUGUUAUGAAAGGUCUGAAGUCUUACCGAAAAAAUAGGUGAUUGUUUAAGAUUGUGGACGACUUUCGACGCCGGAACCGCACCGGCGCCGGACCGCAAUUAUAUGUAUACGAAUGAAAAUUGCUCAUGGGCCGGACUGCCGCCGCGCCGCGGCCGCGUCGGCGCCGGACCGCCAGAGCGCCGCCAUUUUGUAGACAUUACACGAUGCUCAGUGACAGGUCGCCCGCGCAGAUGUUCACACGUGUGUCAUCAGGCAUUUUAUUAACAUGGAAGAGUUCGAUUAUGACUUACUGAUUAAUUUAGUGCAGGAAAGGGAGGUAUUAUGGGAUAAGACAAGUGAAUCUUAUAAAGAUAAAAGAAAAAAUAUAAAAGCAUGGCAAGAGAUUUGUGUAAUUUUAAAUGAGAAAGAAACAUUGUCCGAUAAAGAAAAAAACAUUUCACAAAUAUUAAACCACACAAAUUACUCCACCACCAGAUGGUUGUCGCUUAUUGAGGUAGUAAAUAGGCUUCUGGAACAAUUACCAGCUAUAAAAUUGUAUUUUCAAGCUGCAGUUCAUGUAGAUAGAUUACUUUCUGCGCAAUCAAUUCUCUCGAAGGCUCUCGAACCGACAACUGAAUUGUACCUGGAGUUUUUGAAAUUUGCAUUACCUAUAUUUACCGAUCUCAAUAAAGAAAUGCAAUCCGAGACUCCGAAAUUAUAUUUACUAUACGACAAAAUAUUGACUGCAUACACAACGAUCUUGGAAUGCUUUGUACAAGCUGAAUAUUUGAAUCUCACUGAACAAGAAAAAAAAGAAGCACAAAAUAUUUUACACGCAAAAGAAACUAAAAUAUUAAACCUUGACUUCUCGAGUGAGCAGAAACAUUUACCGAUGCAACAUAUAUACGUUGGUGGAAUGGUGACAAAUUUGAUCAGAAAAAAGACAGAAAUAGGAGAACUAGAGGAAGAACAGCUGAAAAAUUUCUACUUAAAGUGUAAGGAGUUUUAUAUCGAAGCUGCAAAACAGAUAUUAAAAAGGUUUCCUUUUGACGACAAAGACAAUUCCCUUCCAUUGCAGAUUUACAUUAUUUCUUCCCAAAGAUUUGUCCAAAGUGAUUAUUUUACAAUGGCCAAUUUCGACACGGAAAGGUUCAUAAUUGAAGUUGAAAAUAGAAGAGGUUUAUGGGAUUUAGAAUCAAAUGAUUACUCCAAUAAAGAUGUUAAGCGGCAGUUGUGGCUUGAACUGGUCGAUAUAUUUGGCGGUGAAUCCAUGGAAGAUAAAGAAAAGGCAGAACUUGGCAUUACUCUCCAAAAAAGAUGGAAAAACCUUAGAGACUGUUUCACAAGAGAGCUGCGCCGUCUUAAAGAUGUCAAAAGUGGUUCUGCUGCAAAACGUAAAUCACAAUACACCUAUUUCAACCAAUUACUGUUUUUGAAAUCAGUGCUGGACACAAACGCAACAGAAAAUAGUCUCGAAGAGUUCUGCAUAAGACCAUAG
Messenger RNA from Pectinophora gossypiella (pink bollworm), 2123 nucleotides. RefSeq lists its product as uncharacterized. The transcript has 4 exons. Bases 912 to 2123 code for a protein of 403 amino acids. Gene Ontology annotation, biological process: regulation of transcription by RNA polymerase II. Gene Ontology annotation, cellular component: transcription regulator complex; nucleus. Lineage: Eukaryota; Metazoa; Arthropoda; Insecta; Lepidoptera; Gelechiidae. The record is from RefSeq and is a predicted model, not a curated record.